Molecule: messenger RNA, 698 nt
Organism: Telopea speciosissima
Lineage: Eukaryota; Viridiplantae; Streptophyta; Magnoliopsida; Proteales; Proteaceae
Product: heat shock protein 83-like
Exons: 4
Coding region: 33-575 (180 amino acids)
Biological process (GO): protein stabilization; protein folding; cellular response to heat
Cellular component (GO): plasma membrane; perinuclear region of cytoplasm; protein-containing complex
Molecular function (GO): ATP hydrolysis activity; ATP-dependent protein folding chaperone; ATP binding
Source: RefSeq, a predicted model, not a curated record
UCUCCGAUCUUUCGUUUUACUUCGAAGGAACAAUGGCAGAAGUUCAGAUGGGAGACACGGAAACCUCUGCUUUCCAGGCUGAGAUUAACCAGCUUCUCAGUUUGAUUAUCAACACAUUCUACAGCAACAAGGAGAUCUUCCUUCGUGAGCUUAUUAGUAAUUCCUCUUAUGCGCAGGAUAAGAUCAGAUUUGAGAGUUUGACGGACAAGAGUAAGCUCGAUGGACAGUCGGAUCUUUUCAUCAGGCUUGUUACUGAUAAAGCCAACAAGACCUUGUCGAUCAUUGACAGUGGCAUUGGGAUGACCAAAGCUGAUUUGGUAAACAAUUUGGGGACAAUCGCUAGGUCUGGCACCAAAGAGUUCAUGGAGGCCCUGCAGGCUGGGGAGGAUGUGAGCAGGAUCGGUCAAAUUGGUGUGGGUUUCUACUCGGCUUACCUCGUUGCUAAAAAAGUCCUUGUGACGACCAAGCACAAUGACGACGAGCAGUAUAUUAGGGAGUCCCAAGCCGGUGGUUCAUUCACCGUUACCAGGGAUACUGGAGAGCAGCUAGGCAGGGGAACUAAAAUUACUCUCUAACUUAAGGAGGACCAGAUGGAAUACUUGGAAGAGACAAGGAUAAAGGAUCUUGUGAAGAAGCAUUCUGAAUCCAUCAGCUAUCCUAUCUAUCUCUGGACAGAGAAGACCACCGAGCAAGAAAAU